AUGGUAAAAAUGGCUCCAAGGACCAAUGAAUAUGAACAGCAACAUCCUCCGAAGGUAGAGGAGGAAGCACGGGAUGAUGGUGCUCGUAGUGAUGCGCCUCGUGCACGUCGUGCAGCUAGCAAAGGUUCUGAAAGUGGUGGGGAGGAGUUUUUAUUUAUUCUCAAGCGAGGACAAACGGGUGUAACAGUAAAGCCUGUUUCAAAUGACGAGUCAAAUACACAGGGUCCUCAUUUAAUUCUGACAUUGCGUAAAGGGGUACUUCCUACGGACGCUAAGAAUAACUUGACUCCAGGGACUCUAGGUCCAACAGGAACGCACGACCAAACGGACACAGAAUUGAAGACAGCAGUGGCAAAAACAAAGAAAGUAAAAGCAAAGUAUAAAUGUCCCGAUGAAACCAUUGUACAAGGCGAGUAUGACGUUGAUAACGAGCAUGAGGACGACAAGGAAGGACUUGGUAUAGAAGAUUGGUUCAAUCUAUUUUCGAGGGAUGUAACAAAAGAAGAGGAAGAAAAACUUGAAGGAUGGAGUGGUUUCUUAGCUUUAUGUAAUCCUCCGGGGGACGAUGACGGCAGCAUUAAUGUAGAUUUAAACGAAUACGGAAAAUUCUGUAAAGUCAUGGUAAGGAAUAUAAUGUUAGUAACUAACCCAAAGAAUCAGUAUGAAAACAAAGGAACAAAAUGUCAGAAAGUUGUAAAGGGAGUUUCUGUAUGUGAUUUAUUGAAGGUUUGGGCAUAUUAUAUGCAGUGGUUAUGUGCUCCUAGGAAGGUUAUAGAUUACGCCUUUCAUGCAGUGAAAGAAGUAAGGGAAGUAUUUAAAAAAUUAAAUCUCGGUGGGAACUAUGCGGAAUGUACAUAUAAUGGUGUACCUGACAUUCCUGACGACAAAGUAAAGAAUAUCUUACCUGAAGCGUACGACCUAUUUUACAAAAGUGUGUUUUAUAUUAUGAUGGAAGCAAUAACUAAAGAGAAAGCAUGGUGCAUAGAGGGUAAAGGAAAGUUACCGCAGAAAGCAUCAGAGGAUUUAGACCUUCCACGCGCAGAAACAGAAGAGGAUAAUGAUGUGGUCUCCGCUGAUGACGGCACAAAUGAAUUCAAAGGACUUCUUCGGCAAGUUAAGGAAGGAAUGGAUCAAGAAAAAGAGGAAAAGGCAGAAGUGUUAGAAGAAUUAAAACAAAACAUAGCAGAACCAUCUGUUCCUUCACCCCAAAAACCUUCCCAACAAGAACAAGAACAACAAAAGGAACAACAGCAACAACUACAGAUGCAAGACAAUGGCUGCAAGAGUGACAAAUUAUGUGAACGCGUAACAUGCGUAGGAAGACAGUACCGUACGGACGAAGGAGGGAAUCCCGACUGGGAUAAAAUGUGGGGGGAAGUCAAGGACAGGGUUGAUGGACUUGCCAAAGUCAUGUCUAAGGAAGACCGCAGUAUGAACAGUUAUUGCAAUAGCCACCAAUGGACAAAUAGUAAAGUGACUUUUGCACAAAGGGAAACAUGCAAGCAAAUUGUUAGGGGACUACAUCAUAUAUAUAGCACUCAGACAGAUGGGGAAAAAACUGACAGUAAGUCCAAGAAUAACCAACAAUUUUAUCGAACUAUGGAAUGCAUUCUCCUGAACGCCUACGCAGAUCAGUUAAAGGAGAAAGGAAAUUAUUGUGGUAUCACAGAAGGAGAAAUACAAAAAAUGUUUAAUGAAGGAAAUACAAAGAAAAGAACUUGGUGUUUAGAUAAAAAUUGUAUUGAAUGUAAGAGGGAAGAGAAAUUGAAUUGUCAAUUAAACAAUGAGAAUAUAAAGACCAAAGUGGAUGGACUGCUCAACAUCAAUGCAGAAAUACAGGGAACUCUGAAGGAAACAUGUAAAGACUGUAGCAAGGAGGAGAACUUAUGUGAACGUACAAAAUGCGUGACAAUUAAUUGGUUUAGGGACAGAUUAACUAAUGGGGGGACAGGAAGACGAGACUGGUGUAAUUUUUGGGGGGAUCAGGACGUCGGAAAAGUAUUGAAGAAUCUGUCUGAGUCUAUGAUAAAAGAGAGUUCAACGAACGACGAGCUCUGUAAUAGUUUCACAGGAGCAGAUGAUACAGUGCCAACAGAUCCAAGAAAAAAGGCAUGUCAAUACAUCGCGAGAGGCUUAGAGUAUAUAUACAGCAUUAAGGAAGAAGAGAAUCAAACGUACGCAAACCAGAAGAAAAAUAACCGAAUAUUUGAUCAAACUGUGGGAUGCCUAUUCCUAAACGCAUAUGUAAAUCUCCUCAUAAAAAAAUCGCAGGGACAAGUUUGUCCUAUUACAGAAGAAGAAAUAAAAGAAAUGUUUAAGAAGGGGAAUGGUCAGAUUGAUAAAUGGUGUGUCCAAAAAAAGGAGGAUGGUAAUGGCAGUGAUUGUGUUACUUGCAAAAGGGAACCUGACCUAAAUUGCACACUGAGCGUGGAGGAUUAUCUGCUGUAUAAGGCAGCUGACACAACUUGCGAACAUCACAAAAAUAACAUAAAAGGGAAGUUGGAUGAUAUGCUGGUCAACGAUAAGACAGGACUAAAGCAAACUCUGGAUGAUAUAACUGCUAUUUGUAAACCCAAACCUGCCGCCCCUCCCCCAGCUCCUGCACCUCCUCCUUCUGGUUCUUCUGCUGCUGGGGGUGGAGAAACGGAUGAUGCUACUUUAAAAGCAACCAAGGCUGCCCAAAUUAGCAACAAAAUUGACAACCCCGUCCUUCCUUACCUCCCUCUUGCUCCUGCCAUGCUUGGUAUUUCUAUUAUGAGCUACUUGCUCUGGAAGUAUUUUGGAAUGCAACGUAAGACAAGAAAACGUUAUAGAAGAGGUCCUCAAAUUCGUGGUCCAACAUUGGAAGAACAACUCCUUGCUCAUGUGGACCAACCUGGUCCACGUGAAUAUUACAUUGUAAGGGAACGCAAACCUCGUUCUAUGCCUAAAAAAAGGAGGAAAAAACGGGUUCCUGGUCGUCACCGUGCAGGUCGUGGUGGUGGUGGUGUACGUCGCCGCAUGAUUAUUGAUAUUCAUUUAGAAGUCUUAGACGAAUGUCAAAAAGGGGACACCAAGCUGGUCCAGGAAGACUUUUUUGAAAUAUUGGUUCAAGAAUUUAUGGGAAGUGAAUUCAUAAGAGAAGAAAAUGUUCCUAAGGAAUAUGUUCCUAUGGAAGAAGUUCAAAGUUCAGAUUUCGGGUUUAUGGAGAAAGACAUUGUUCCUAAUGUAGAUGUUCGUAUGGAAGAGCUUCGCGAGGAACAGAUUCCAAGUUCAGAUUCCGGGUUUAGGGUGUAG
Molecule: messenger RNA, 3276 nt
Organism: Plasmodium coatneyi
Lineage: Eukaryota; Apicomplexa; Aconoidasida; Haemosporida; Plasmodiidae
Product: SICA antigen
Exons: 8
Coding region: 1-3276 (1091 amino acids)
Source: RefSeq, a predicted model, not a curated record